UUUUAUUCCCAAAGGUGUCCCAGUAAUAUAGAAGAACCUAAUCUAACAUGUGUCUCAGAAUUCCUCCUCCUAGGCCUCUCAGAGGAUCCAGACCUGCAGCCCAUACUCUUUGGACUGUUCCUGUCCAUGUACCUGGUCACUGUCCUUGGGAACCUGCUCAUCAUCCUGGUGGUCAUCUCUGACCCCCACCUCCACAAGCCCAUGUACUUCUUCCUCUCCAACCUGUCCUUGACAGACAUCUGUUUCAUCUCCACCAUGGUCCACAAGAUGAAUGUGAACAUCCAAACUCACAGCAGAGCCAUCUCCUACAUGGGCUGCCUGACACAGAUGUCUCUUUUUGCCAAUUUUGUCUGUAUGGAUGACAUGCUUCUGACUGUGAUGGUCUAUGACCAGUUUGUGGCCAUCUGUCACCCCCUGCGAUACCCAGUCAUUAUGAACCCUCAUCUCUGUGGCUUCUUAGUCAUGUUAUAUUUAUUAAUUAGCGUUUUCAACUCCCUGCUGCACAGUUUGAUUAUACUACAGUUUGCCUACUUCAAGGAUGUGGAAAUUUCUAACUUCUUCUGUGACCCUUCACAACUCCUCAAUCUUGCCUGUUCUGAUACUUUUACCAAUAACAUAGUCAUUUAUGUUAUAGGUGGCAUAUUUGGCUUUCUUCCCAUCUCAGGGGUCCUUUUCUCUUAUUAUAAAAUUGUUUACUCCAUUCUGAGGAUCCCAUCCUCAGCAGGGAAGUACAAAGCCUUCUCCACCUGUGGGUCUCACCUGGAAGUUGUUUGUCUAUUUUGUGGACCAGGUAUUUUAGAGUACCUUGGCACAGCUGUCUCACAUUCUCCCAGGAAGAGUGCAGUGGCCUCAGUGAUGUACACUAUGGUCAGCCCCAUGCUGAACCCCUUCAUCUAUAGCCUGAGGAACAGGGACAUUAAAAGUGCCCUGAGGUGGCUGCACAGCAGGAUGGCCUAAUUUUUCUUUGUUUCAUCUUUUCUUGGAGUGUGGAUUCUAAACCAGGACACCCCUGGUUACUGUGUUCAUAUCAGUCCUCAGUAGCAAGUCCGAGCCUUGAUUGUGCCCCCAGCAGGGGAGGCUUCUCACAUCUGCAGUCCUUAGUCAUGACCAAGCAGGUAGUCAGCGAAACCAAGAGUGUGCUGAUGGAGAAAGGAUGGGAGGAGGGAUCCACAUAGCACUUAUUCAUUAUCUACAACAUAAAAUUUAAAUAUGUUUGUUAUCAUUUCACUAAUUUUUUGGAUACCAGGGAUUGAACCCA
Marmota monax (woodchuck) is the source of this 1258-nucleotide messenger RNA. RefSeq names its product olfactory receptor 7E24-like. Lineage: Eukaryota; Metazoa; Chordata; Mammalia; Rodentia; Sciuridae. The transcript has a single exon. The record is from RefSeq and is a predicted model, not a curated record. Gene Ontology annotation, cellular component: membrane. Gene Ontology annotation, biological process: G protein-coupled receptor signaling pathway. The annotation marks the transcript as partial. Gene Ontology annotation, molecular function: G protein-coupled receptor activity; olfactory receptor activity.